Molecule: messenger RNA, 6763 nt
Organism: Heterocephalus glaber (naked mole-rat)
Lineage: Eukaryota; Metazoa; Chordata; Mammalia; Rodentia; Bathyergidae
Source: RefSeq, a predicted model, not a curated record
UGCUCCUCCUGCUCUCACCUCCCAGUGCUGGGAUCACAGCCGUUCGACGCCACACCCAGUUUGGCCCGUGCUCCUUCAGCAUUCAUAAGGACAGUCAUGCAUUCUUCUUGGAAGGCAAAGAUUUCUCCCAAACACAGCCCAGACUCUUACUCAUUUCCCAGAAGGGGAAAAGGAAAUCCUAACAAGGGCCAAAGUAGGACCCAAAAGUCCCCUGAGUUCCCGCUGUCUAGGGGAGUAGUUUCCAAUGGUGACCAGCAGCAGGUCCUCUGAGAGCAUCUGCACCGACCUGGCAAAUUAGGCUUCCUCUCCUGGGAAGAGGACCAGGCCAAUGCCUCCUCACCCCACACCCCUUUCUAGGUCCUGCCCCUCCCGGGGCUCACGGGCAGCCACCUUGCAGUUCCCAUCUAUGCAAAGGAGAAACCAGACCCACAACAAGGCUGGGGCCGCCCUGGGACCCAAGAGCCAAGCCAGGUCUCCCCUCCUGUCACCUGCCCUCCCGCCACACUGUCCUACUUUCCCCACUUCCCUAGGGCCCGUUAGGGACAGAAGGCCCGCCCUCGUCCCCCCAAGGUUCCUCUGCUCCCUCCUCCCCAUCACUAGGGUGUCCAGGACAUUGUGUGACUCAGGAAGCAGCUCAGACCUGAGGCUUGUAGCAGGCCGAGCAGGAGGAGGAAGGGGCAGCGGGAGCAGCGGAGCUGGCCCUGCCUCAGGGAGAGCUCUGAGGGUCCCUUCCUGAGGAGGGAGAGGGGACCUGGGCUUGGGGCAGGGGCUCUGGAAUGCAGCCCCCUUCACUGCUGCUGCUGCUGCUGCUGCCGCUGUGUUUCCCACUUGCCACGAAGGGAGGGCUGCUGUGCACAAGCUUCCCGGGACCCUGUGCCCACGGUGGCACCUGCCUGAGCCUGUCUCAGGGGCGCGGGACUUGCCAGUGCACCCCUGGCUUCCUGGGGGAGACGUGCCAGUUUCCUGACCCCUGCAGGGACGCCCAGCUCUGCCAGAACGGGGGCAGCUGCCACGCCCUUCUCCCCACAGCCCCAAGCUCCCCCGGCGCCCCUUCUCCACUGGCCCCCAGCUUCUUGUGCACCUGCACCUCUGGCUUCACCGGCAAGAGGUGCCAGACCCAGCUGGAAGACCUCUGUCCUCCCUUCUUCUGUGCCAAAAAGGGCCGCUGCCACCUGGAGGCCCCAGACCGCCCACAGUGCUCCUGCAUGCCCGGGUGGACAGGAGACCACUGCCAGCUCCGGGACUUCUGCUCAGCCAACCCUUGCGCCAACGGGGGCGUGUGUCUGACCACCUACCCCCAGAUCCAGUGCCGCUGCCCACUGGGCUUCGAGGGUCACACCUGCGAACGGGACGUCAACGAGUGCUUCCUGGACCCGGGCCCCUGCCCCCCAGGCACCUCCUGCCAUAACAGCCUGGGCUCCUUCCACUGUCUCUGCCCUGAGGGCCCCGAGGGCUCACACUGCGAGCUCCGGAAAGGACCCUGCCCCACGGCGGGUUGUCAGAAUGGGGGCACCUGCCAGCCGGUGCCAGGGGCAGGCGUCAGCUUCCACCUUUGCCUCUGCCUCCCAGGUUUCACGGGCCCAGACUGCGAAGUGAAUGCAGAUGACUGUGUCAAGCACCAGUGCCAGCAUGGGGGUGCCUGCCAGGAUGCGCUGGGCGCCUACGCCUGCCUCUGCCCAGAGCCCUGGACAGGCUGGGACUGCUCCGAAGAUGUGAAUGAAUGCGAGGUCCAGGGGCCGCCCCGCUGCAGAAAUGGGGGCACCUGCCAGAACUCGGCCGGCGGCUUCCACUGCGUGUGCCUGAGUGGCUGGGGUGGCUCAAGCUGCGAGGAGAACCUGGACGACUGUGUCCAUGCCACCUGCACUCCGGGCUCUACCUGCAUGGACCAUGUGGGCUCCUUUGCCUGCCUCUGCCCUCCUGGGCGCACAGGCCUCCUGUGCCACCUGGAGGACAUGUGCCUGAGCCAGCCGUGCCACGGGGAAGCCCAGUGCAGCACCAACCCCCUGACGGGCUCCACCCUGUGCCUGUGCCAGCCCGGCUACUCGGGGCCCACCUGCCACCAGGACCUGGACGAGUGCCAGAUGGCCCAGCAGGGCCCCAGCCCCUGUGAGCACGGUGGCUCCUGCCUCAACACCCCCGGCUCCUUCAACUGCCUCUGUCCCCCCGGCUACACGGGCUCCCGCUGCGAAGCCGACCACGAUGAGUGCCUGUCCCAGCCCUGCCGCCCGGGCAGCACCUGCCUGGACCUGCUGGCCACCUUCCACUGCCUCUGCCCACCAGGGUUCGAAGGGCAGCUCUGCGAGGUGCAGACCAACGAGUGUGCCUCAGCGCCUUGCCUGAACCGAGCUGACUGCCUCGACCUGCUCAACGGCUUCCUGUGCGUCUGCCUGCAGGGAUACAUGGGCGCCCUGUGUGAGGAGGACGUGGACGAGUGUGCCAGCUCCCCCUGCACCAACGGUGGGCAGUGCCAGGACCAGCCCGGAGCCUUCCUCUGCGAGUGCCUCCCAGGCUUUGAAGGGCCGCACUGUGAGGCAGAAGUGGAUGAGUGUCUGAGUGCGCCGUGCGCCCCUGGAGCCAGCUGCCUGGACCGCCCAGGAGCCUUCUCUUGCCUCUGCCCCUCUGGCUUCACAGGCCAGCUCUGCGAGGUGCCCCUCUGCGCCCCCACCCUGUGCCAGCCUGGGCAGAAAUGCCAAGGACAGGACAAGGGGGUCCACUGCCUCUGCCCAGACGGAAGCCCUGGCUGCGGCCCCGCUGAGGACAACUGCACCUGCCGCCAUGGACACUGCCACGGGUCCUCGUGUGUGUGUGACGUGGGGUGGACAGGCCCGGAGUGCCAGGAGGAGCUGGGGGGCUGCAUCUCCACACCCUGUGUCCACGGGGCCACCUGCUACCCUCAGCCCUCUGGCUACAACUGCACCUGCCCGGCAGGCUACACAGGGCCCACCUGCAGUGAAGAGGUGACAGCCUGCCUCUCGGGGCCCUGUCUGCAUGGCGGCUCCUGCAGCCCCAGCCCUGGGGGCUACUCCUGCACCUGCCCCCCGACCCACACAGGGCCCCAGUGCCAAACCGCUACCGACCCCUGUGCGUCUGCCCCGUGCCUCAGCGGGGGCACCUGUGUUAGCAGGCCCGGCGCCUUCUCCUGCCUCUGCGCCUCUGGCUUCCGGGGCCCACGCUGUGAGGGGAAGGUCCACCCGAGCUGCGCAGACAGUCCCUGCAGGAACAGGGCCACCUGCCAAGACGGCCCUCAAGGUCCCCACUGCCUCUGCCCCAAGGGCUACACCGGAGGCCAGUGCCAGACGCUGGUGGAUUUCUGUGCCCAGACGCCCUGCCCACACAACUCCCAGUGCCUCCAGAGCGGGCCCUCCUUCCAGUGCCUGUGCUUCCAGGGCUGGACCGGGCCUCUCUGUAGCAUCCCCCUGUCCUCCUGCCAGAAGGCUGCACUGAGCCAAGGCAUAGAGGUCUCUGCCUUGUGCCGGAACGGAGGCCUCUGCGUGGACGGCAGCUCCUCCCAUUUCUGCCGCUGCGCGCCUGGGUUCCGUGGCAGCGUGUGCCAGGACAGCAUGGACCCCUGUGAGUCCAGGCCUUGCCAGAACGGGGCCACCUGCACGGCCCAGCCCAAUGGGUAUCGCUGCCAGUGCGCCCCGCGCUACAGCGGACAGAACUGCUCGGAGGAGCUCAACGCUUGUCAGUCGCAGCCCUGUCACAACCUGGGAACCUGCACCCCGAGGCCCGGAGGCUUCCACUGCGCCUGCCCUCCGGGGUUUGUGGGGCUGCGCUGCGAGGGGGACGUGGACGAGUGUCUGGAGCGGCCCUGCCACCCCACGGGCACGGCGGCCUGCCGCUCGCUGGCCAACGCCUUCCGCUGCGAGUGUCUGCCCGGACGCACAGGCCAGAGAUGUGAGGUGCAGAUCGACCCCUGCCGCAGCCAGCCUUGCUCGCACGGGGGCUCCUGCGAGGCCACCGCGGGGCCGCCCCCGGGUUUCACCUGCCUCUGCCCCGAGGGUUUUGAAGGCGCCACCUGCAGCCACAAAGCUCCUUCCUGCGGCCUCCACCACUGCCACCACGGAGGCCUAUGUCUGCCCUCCCCUAAGCCCGCCUUCCCACCCCGCUGUGCCUGCCUCAAUGGUUUCGGGGGCCCUGACUGCCUGACCCCACCAGCUUCUCAAGGCUGUGGUCCCCCGUCCCCCUGCCUGCACAAUGGAACCUGCUCAGAGACCCCUGGGCUGGGGGGCCCAGGCUUCCGGUGCUCCUGCCCCCCUGACUCUCCGGGGCCCCGGUGCCAGAAGCCUGGAGCCAAGGGCUGUGAGGGCAGAGGCGGAGACGGGGCCUGCGAUGAGGGCUGCAGCGGCCCGGGAGGAAACUGGGACGGAGGAGACUGCUCCCUGGGGGUCCCAGACCCCUGGAAGGGCUGCCCCUCCCACUCCCAGUGCUGGCUUCUUUUCCGAGACGGACAGUGCCACCCACAGUGCGACUCUGAAGAGUGUCUGUUUGACGGAUAUGACUGUGAGCCCCCUCCAACCUGCACUUCUGCCUAUGACCAGUACUGCCGAGACCACUUCCACAACGGGCACUGCGAGAGGGGCUGCGACACCGCAGAAUGCGGCUGGGAUGGGGGCGACUGCAGGCCUCAAGAGGGGGACCCCGAGUGGGGCCCCUCCCUGGCCCUCCUGGUGGUGCUGAGCCCCCCGGCCCUGGACCAGCAGCUGCUUCACCUGGCCCGGGUGCUGUCCCUGACGCUGAGGGUGGGACUGUGGGUGAAGAAGGAUGCGGAAGGCAGGGACAUGGUGUUCCCCUACCCCGGGGCCCGGGCCCAGGAGGAGCUGAGCGGGCCUCGAGAGCCCUCUCCGGGGAGAGGAGCCCCUCAGCCCCAGCCCCCGGGGAAGGAGCAGGACUCCCUCAGCACCGGGCUCGUGGUGGUGAUGGGUGUGGAUCUGUCCCGCUGCGGCCCCAAGCAGCCCGCAGCCCGCUGCCCCUGGGACCCUGGGCUCCUGCUCCGCUUCCUGGCUGCCAUGGCCGGCGUGGGGGCCCUGGAGCCGCUGCUGCCCGGGCCGCUGCUGGCUGCCCGUCCAAACUCAGGCACAGCGCGCCCCGCUGACCAGCUCCCCUGGCCUGUGCUGUGCUCGCCCGUGGCCGGGGUGCUUCUCCUGGCCCUCGGGGCUCUUCUGGUCCUGCAGCUACUGCGGCGUCGCCGCCGAGAGCACGGCGCCCUCUGGCUGCCUCCCGGUUUCAUCCGAAGGCCUCGGAAGCAGCAGGCUCCCCACCGCCGCAGGCCGCCCCUGGGCGAGGACAGCAUCGGCCUCAAGUCGCUGAAGCCCGAGCCGGAAGCCGAGGAGGAGGAGGGAGUGGUGAUGUGCGCAGGCCCGAAGGAGGGGGAGCAGGCUGAAGAAACGGCCCCACCUCCCAAGCGCCACCUCUGGCCGCUGAGCUUCGGCUGUGGGGAGCUCCCUCAGGUAGCCAUGCUGACCCCUCCUCAGGAAUCUGAGGCCGAGGCCUCCGACGUGGACACCUUUGGACCUGAUGGAGGGACACCCCUGAUGUCAGCAGUCUGCUGUGGGGCAGUGGCGUCUAGGACCUUCCAGGGAACCUGGCUAGGAAGCCCUGAGCCCUGGGAACCUCUGCCAGAUGGAGGCGCCUGUCCCCAGGCUCACCCCUCGGGCACCGGGGAGACACCCCUGCACCUGGCUGCCAGGUUCGCCCGGCCAACUGCUGCCCGCCGUCUCCUGGAGACCGGAGCCAACCCCAACCAGCCCGACCGGGCAGGGCGCACCCCACUCCACACUGCUGUGGCUGCAGACGCUCGGGAGGUCUGCCAGCUGCUGCUCAGCAGUCGGCAGACCGCAGUGGAUGCUCGCACUGAAGAUGGGACCACACCUUUGAUGCUGGCCGCGCGGCUGGAGGUGGAAGACCUGGUGGAAGAACUGAUUGCAGCCCGAGCAGACGUGGGAGCCAGAGAUAAAUGGGGGAAGACCGCGCUGCACUGGGCCGCCGCCGUGAACAACGCCCGGGCCGCCCGUUCGCUUCUACAAGCCGGAGCCGAUAAGGACGCCCAGGACGGCCGGGAGCAGACGCCGCUGUUCCUGGCGGCCCGGGAAGGCGCGGUGCAGGUGGCCCAGCUGCUGCUCCGGCUAGGGGCGGCCCGCGAGCUACGGGACCACGCUGGACUGGCGCCAGGGGACAUCGCCCGCCAGCGUAACCACUGGGAUCUGCUGACGCUGCUGGAAGGGGCGGGGCCGGCGGAGGCGCGUCACAAAGCGGCGCCUGGCCGCGAAGCCGGGGCCUUCCCGCGCGCGCGCACCACCUCAGCGAGCGCGCCUCCGCGUAGGGGCGGGGCCUGUGCGCGCGCUCGGACUUUGUCCGGGGACUUGGCCGCGCGCAGGGGCGGGGCCUAUCCUUGCGGCCGGAGCCCGUCGGGAGGAGGCGAGCCGGCCCGCGCCCGGAGGUUGUUUGCCGGCGUGCGCGGGCCGCGGCCCAGCCCUGCGGCGGUGCGGGGAAGACCCCGGGCCGCGGCGGAUGACUGGCCCAGAGAUUGGGUGACCCUGGGAGCCUGCGGCCCUGCCGCCGCCACUCCGGGCCCGCCCCCUUGUCUCACUCCUUCCCCGGAGCGGGCCCCUCAAGUUGCCUGGGGUCUCCCUGUCCACCGAGUAAACUCCGGAAGAGGGUCACAAAUAGGCUCCAUGGAAGGGAGGAAUUCUAAAAAUCAUUGCCCAUUAAACGACAGAUAAUCUGGAAGGCCCUGGAGAAUAAAGUCCAGCUCCAAAAGUGA